CGCCCCCUCUGGCAGGAAGUGGGAGAAGGCGAGAGGGCGGGACCGAAGGGGAGGCCCGUGGCCAAAGAAAUCAAACACUUGGCGGCGGGCGGGAGGCGGUGGCAAAAGGAGGCGGAGGAGAAGGAGGUGGUUGCGGUGGUGCAGAAAGAGUGGGAGGCCAGCCGGUCGGACGCCGUGAGAGUGAAAACUGGGUCCGGUCCUGAAGGAGCGGGGGCUUGCCGAGGCGGGUGCGGCUGUUGUUCGGCCUCCGCCGCUGGGCUCCGGCCCCGCCCCCUCCCUCUCCGCCUCCCGCGGGGGGGCCCCGCCUGCUCCUCUGCUGCUCCCCCCAUGAGGCGCGCCCCGCGCAGGGAACCCGCUGGGCCCUGCUGGAGCCGGAGGGCUUGAGACAAAGCUUCAGGCAAGUAUCUCCAGGACCUGAUACUAUGGAGACAGAAAGUGAACAGAACUCAAAUUCAGCCAGUGGAAGCUCGGGUUCGGGAGGAAGCACUCGUCCUCAGAUAUCACAAAUGACUCUCUAUGAGCGACAGGCUGUACAGGCCCUUCAAGCACUGCAGAGACAGCCCAAUGCAGCCCAGUAUUUCCAUCAGUUCAUGCUCCAACAACAGCUCAACAGUGCUCAGCUGCACAGCCUGGCUGCAGUCCAGCAGGCCACGAUUGCAGCCAGCAGACAAGCAAACUCUCCAAACACAAGCACCCCUCAACAGACAGCAACUACACAGGCCUCUAUUAAUUUGGCCACCACAUCAGCUGCACAAUUAAUCAGCCGUUCACAAAGCGUGAGUUCACCUAGUGCCACCACCCUGACACAAUCGGUACUUCUGGGGAAUACCACCUCGCCACCUCUUAAUCAGUCACAAGCUCAGAUGUAUCUUCGGCCGCAGCUGGGGAACCUGUUGCAGGUGAACCGGACCUUGGGCCGCAAUGUGCCUCUUACCUCCCAGCUCAUCCUGAUGCCUAAUGGGGCCGUGGCUGCUGUUCAGCAGGAGGCGCCACCUGCUCAUUCUCCUGGGGUCCACACAGACACAGACCAGGUGCAGAAUUUGGCUGUCAGGAGUCAGCAGACCUCAGCAGCUAAUGCUCAGCUCCAGCCUUCUGUUCCAAAGGCUGUCUUGCCAGGGAAUUCCCAGGCUUCAGUACUGCCCCAGGCUGCUCAUGCUGGCCAGACCUUGACAGUGACACAAGCCUCUUCAGGCAAUGUGGGCCAGUCGCUCAAUCUUAGUCAAGGGGCAGCUGGAAGUAAUGGCAUUUCUGGGAGCGUGGCAUCAUCUGUGGGGAAUCAUGCUACCACCGGGCUGAGCCAGACAACCUCAUCCGGCCCAGGGGGCAGCUGCCAAAGGAAAGGUACUGGUGUGGUUCAGCCUUUACCUGUAGCUUCUGCUGCCCAGGCAGUGACUGUGAGCCAGGGAAGCCAGACAGAGGCAGAAAAUGCAGCAGCAAAGAAGGCUGAAGCAGAUGGUAAUGGUCAACAGACUGUGGGCAUGAACUUGACUAGGACGGCUACACCAGCCCCAAGCCAGACUCUGAUCAGUUCUGCCACGUAUACCCAGAUCCAGCCCCACUCGUUGAUCCAACAGCAGCAGCAGAUUCACCUCCAGAAGCAAGUAGUGAUCCAGCAGCAAAUCGCCAUCCAUCACCAGCAGCAGUUCCAGCAUCGCCAGUCCCAGCUCUUGCACACCGCUACCCACCUUCAGUUGGCCCAGCAGCAGCAAGCUCCACCUCUGGCCCAACAGCAGCAGGGGCCGCCCCAGGCUCAGCAGCAGGCCCCGCCUCUUCAGGGUCAACAGCAGGCCCAGACCCUUGUCGUCCAGCCCAUGUUACAGUCACAGCCUCAGCCAGUGCAGCUUCAGCAGGACAAUCUUUGCCAGGCAUCCACCAAAUCGCCUGUCCCCAUUCAGUCCAAGCCACCCAUAGCCCCUCUCAAAUCUCCACAGCUUGGUGCUGCCAAAAUGUCAGCAUCCCAGCAGCCCCCACCUCACAUCCCAGUGCAGGUGGUGGGUAGCCGCCAGCAAGGCUCAGCCCAGGCACAAGCACUGGGCCUUCCUCAGAUGAACACAGCUGUGCAGGCUCCCCGGGGCAUGCCAGCUGUCGUCCAGCCAGUGUCGCAGACCCACACAGCAUCCCCAUUGUCCCAAGCUUCUUCUGCCUCAUUUUCUUCUUCCCCUCCUCCUCUCCAAGAAGCUCCUCCCCCACUCACUCCUGGAGUCAACGUGGCUCAAGUGCAAGGCACUGCACAGGUGAAGAGCACUGCUUCCUCUCCAGUCAUGGCUCAAGCACCACCACCAGCAUAUUAUGUCCAGCCUGUCCAGUUACCUAGCAAGCCCCAGACAUUGGCUGUCAAGCGCAAGGCAGAAUCUGAAGAGGAGAGGGAGGAGUCCAGUGCACCACCUUCUCUCCUGCCUGCCAAAUCUCCUGUGGCAGAGAAUCCUAAAGCCACAGAAGAUAAAGGUGGCCUUGGAAGUGAAGGGAACAGGGAGUCUUUUCCCAGUGCCACCCCAAGUGCACCAAGUGACCCAGGCUCAGUCACUCCAACUUGUGCUGCUGUGCCUACCCUGGCUAUGCUGUCACGUCAGAGUGGAGACUCCAAGCCCCCACAAGCCAUUGUCAAGCCCCAGAUUCUUACACACAUCAUAGAGGGCUUUGUCAUCCAGGAAGGAGCAGAGCCUUUCCCGGUGGGUUGCUCUCAGCUCCUAAAAGAGUUUGAAAAACCUCUUCCGGGAGGGGCUUCCCCUAGGCAGACUGAGAACCAGUCUGGCAGCUCCCCAGGAGGAGAAAGUAUGUCAACAGAGCAAGACAAGAAAGGGAACCUCUUGAAAUGCGAAUUCUGUGGAAAAUAUGGCCCAGCCAAUCAGUUCCGUGGUUCCAAGAGGUUCUGUUCCGUAACAUGUGCCAAAAGGUACAAUGUGGGCUGCAGCCACCAACUUCGGCUGCAAAGGAAAAAGAUUAAGGAACUCCAGGAAGCAACCUAUGCCCGUCGGCGGCGUGGGCCUCGACGCAGCAGCUCGGAGAUUGCCCGAGCCAAAAUCCAGGGCAAGCGUCACCGGGGCCAAGAAGACUCUAGCAGAGGAUCUGAUAAUUCAAGUUAUGAUGAAGCUCUAUCCCCUACAUCUCCAGGACCCCUGUCUGUGAGGGGCAGUCAUGGAGAGCGAGACCCUGCCAGCUCCAACAUGACUCCUCCAACCCCUGACCUGCAUGGCAUAAACCCAGUCUUUCUGUCCAGCAACCCCAGCCGCUGGAGUGUAGAGGAAGUGUACGAGUUCAUCGCAUCCCUGCAAGGCUGCCAGGAGAUUGCAGAGGAGUUUCGCUCCCAGGAGAUUGAUGGUCAGGCUCUACUUUUGCUGAAGGAAGAGCACCUCAUGAGUGCCAUGAACAUAAAGUUGGGUCCUGCCCUCAAGAUCUGCGCCAAGAUAAACAUCCUCAAAGAGACCUAGAAGUGUGAGAAGCUAACACACCCCUCCCCCUCCUCCAUCAAUUUCCCAGUGGAGGGAAAUUGAUCUAACUAAAUAAGCCUGUGUCCUGGUGCUAUGUAGGGGAGAAGCUGCUCUCCAGGAGGCCUUGAAACUUCUCUCUUCAAGAGCAUCUUGUGUUGCCUGUCAGUUCUUUAGCCUCUGAAUUGUUGCAGAAGAUAAUACAGCCAAGAGGAGAUAUUUUCUGUAAUAGUCUGCUGGGGCUCCUGGGGAGAAGGGCUGAGAAGUCGAUUCCUCUUUUCAGAGUAGAGUUGGUGGGUUGUCACAUUCUCCUUCCCAUGGGAUCUUUCUCUGCACAGUAAGGUUCACUUUGCAGGGAGCCAAUUAAUGCUGAAGCUUGGCCAUGUUUUUCUUGCUGAUGGAGGGAAGUUUGGAAGAUUCCAUUUGGAACAGUGAAGAAAACUAUAAUUGUUAAAUGACUUCUUCCCUCGCUAUUUGUUUAGAUCACGAAUUUAUGGUGUUGGGUGGAAGUAAGUUGCAAACCUACUCCAUACAGAACACUGAAGGCAAAACAUGGAUUACUUAAAGAUUGAGACUUGUUGACAUUUAAUGGGGUCCUUUGUAAGACAAUAUGGGCAUUUCUGACAGUGGCAUUGGAGAAAGGGGGAAUUUUAACACAAGAUCUUUAAUACUAUGUCUUGUGGGGUUCAGAGAUACCACUCAAGAUCCAAAGGAGAAUUCAGGUAUACUGAGGCUCCAGUUGUUUCUAUCUUGCUUUUUAAAUUUUUCUUUUAUCAGUUUUGUAAUUUGUUUCCUCCCAUGAAAGAACCUAUGGGACAAUGCUUCUGCUAGCAGGUGUGUAUCCUCUGUCAGAGGUCUGUUUAUUUUUGUUUAUUAUACAAAUAUUCUCUUGCUCAGUAAAGAAAAAUGCUUCAAAAAUUAA
Hemicordylus capensis (graceful crag lizard) is the source of this 4347-nucleotide messenger RNA. It is a transcript of the gene PHC1, whose product is annotated as polyhomeotic homolog 1. The transcript has 15 exons. The record is from RefSeq and is a predicted model, not a curated record. Bases 423 to 3428 code for a protein of 1001 amino acids. Gene Ontology annotation, molecular function: protein binding; zinc ion binding. Gene Ontology annotation, cellular component: PRC1 complex; nucleus. Lineage: Eukaryota; Metazoa; Chordata; Lepidosauria; Squamata; Cordylidae.